GGGGUCUUAAGGGGCGGCCAGCCCAGGUCGGACUUCCUUGGAGCCUGGCGGUCAGCGACGAACACACCUUCGACUCCAGCUCUCUGCCCUGCUCCGCGCCUUCCGGAGCCCCGGACCCGAGCACCAUGUGGAAACGCUGGCUGGCGCUAGCACUGGUGGCCGUCGCCCUGGUCCACGGAGAGGAAGAACCAAGGAGCAAAUCCAAGAUCUGCGCCAAUGUGUUCUGUGGAGCUGGCCGGGAGUGUGCAGUCACAGAGAAGGGGGAGCCCACGUGCCUCUGCAUUGAGCAAUGCAAACCUCACAAGAGGCCUGUGUGCGGCAGUAAUGGCAAGACCUACCUCAACCACUGUGAACUUCACAGAGACGCCUGCCUCACUGGAUCCAAGAUCCAGGUGGAUUAUGAUGGACACUGCAAAGAAAAGAAGUCUGUGAGUCCCUCUGCCAGCCCAAUUGUCUGCUAUCAAGCUAACCGCGAUGAGCUCCGGCGUCGCAUCAUCCAAUGGCUGGAGGCUGAGAUCAUUCCAGAUGGCUGGUUCUCGAAAGGCAGCAACUACAGUGAGAUCCUGGACAAGUACUUUAAGAACUUUGAUAACGGUGACUCUCGCCUGGACUCCAGCGAAUUCCUGAAAUUCGUGGAGCAGAAUGAAACAGCCAUCAACAUCACCACUUAUGCUGAUCAGGAGAAUAACAAGCUGCUCAGAGGACUCUGCGUCGAUGCUCUCAUUGAGCUGUCUGAUGAGGACGCUGACUGGAAACUCAACUUCCAGGAGUUCCUCAAGUGCCUCAACCCGUCCUUCAACCCUCCUGAGAAGAAGUGUGCCCUUGAGGAUGAAACCUACGCAGACGGAGCUGAGACCGAGGUAGACUGUAACCGCUGUGUCUGCUCCUGUGGACACUGGGUCUGCACCGCAAUGACCUGCGAUGGAAAGAAUCAGAAGGGGACCCAGACCCAGACAGAGGAGCAGAAGACCAGAUAUGUCCAGGAAAUCCAGAAGCACCAGGAAACAGCUGAAAAGACCAAGAAGGUAAACACCAAAGAAAUCUAACAAGAAGCACACAGCGCCGUGUCUGGAGCCCAGCGCCUCCUCUUCAGCGCUGAGUCCGGUACAUACGAGCGUCUGCUGAGAUCACCAAACCACCAGUAUUUGCUUGUCUGGCAAUGAAUAUUAUUUCGUUUGUUUUGCAAUGAAGGAAAUGAGGGUGCUUGCUAGUGAGGGAAGGCCAUGACCUUCAUUUCUAGGAGUGCUUGAAGAGAAACUAAAGGGGGCUGUGGGGCCGGAGGCGAGUAAGGCAACUGCAUCAGACUGGCAGAGGAGCAGGCGCGGGUCUGAAGGAACCCUUCCUGGGGUCACAGCAGCUGAGCGGAGGCCACAGGGAAAGCAUGUGAUGUUGUGGGGAGGACUGAGCUGGCUCUGCUGGAGGAAGGGAGGAGCCUUGCUGCCCCGACCCUGUCACCACUGUCGCAUGCAGCAUGUCUUCUGCCCCUCUUGGUCCCAACAAUCACCUGAAUACACAGCCACCCCACUAGUUACCUGUGCCCCUCAGAUUUGGAUGGAGUUUCCAGGAGGUUGUGUUUAAAUGAUGCAGAUACUUAGUGUACUUCAAGCGCCAUGGAGACCUAACCAAAAUUUUAAAAUACAUUUUUUUUUACCAAAGGUGCUAUUUCUCUGUAAAAGACUUUUUUUUUU
Molecule: messenger RNA, 1688 nt
Organism: Microtus oregoni (creeping vole)
Lineage: Eukaryota; Metazoa; Chordata; Mammalia; Rodentia; Cricetidae
Gene: Fstl1
Product: follistatin like 1
Exons: 11
Coding region: 126-1046 (306 amino acids)
Biological process (GO): regulation of BMP signaling pathway; cell differentiation; multicellular organism development
Molecular function (GO): protein binding
Source: RefSeq, a predicted model, not a curated record